Drosophila biarmipes is the source of this 1693-nucleotide messenger RNA. RefSeq lists its product as uncharacterized. NCBI's taxonomy places the organism in Eukaryota, Metazoa, Arthropoda, Insecta, Diptera, Drosophilidae. The coding region runs from base 1 to 801 and encodes 266 amino acids. The transcript is spliced from 3 exons. The record is from RefSeq and is a predicted model, not a curated record.
AUGGGGCAAAAAUCGUUAAAUAAAAUGGCGGAUUGUCGGGCCCCGGGCAUUUUAAAUCUGAACUUGGAGGAAGAGAGCGAUCUGCUGACCAGCGGGAAGGAUCCCAGCGGCCUGGAAGAGGAGACGGACCUGGAAAUGGCUUACGAGGAGCUGGAGGGCAUGAAGCAGCGCCUAAUCCUGCUGCGCUCCCAGAUCCUGAGCCCAAAGCCUGAUAGGUGCCAGGAUAUGAAGGUGCAGGAGGACUUCAGGCCCGAGAGGCUGCAGCUCCAGGAACUGCGUCGCCGGAAGUGCGAGCUCAUCUGUCGGUUUCAGGAGGCAGAUCGGCAUCUGAAGGAUGUGCGACUGGAGCUCCAGGAGCUCGACGACUGGCGCUGCCUGCUCCAGUCCCGCAUCCUGCAGAUAAAACGCCAACUUGCCCAGUUCGAGAAUUUCAGGCCACGGGUCAUCCACCAGCUUGGUCUGUGCCUGGAGCGCUGGGAGCACCAGAAGACCCACAAAAUGGACUGCGCUGUGUUCCGGAAGGAAAUGGAGGCCCAGGUCCACAGCUCGGACAACUCCCGGAAGAGCGUGGUGUCACUGAAGUGCCACCAGCGCCACAGGCAGCAAAUCCGCCAGGAGCUGGCCAUGCUGCGGGUCUUCGUUCACAACCUCUUCGAGGCGAUGAUCAGCGACUUUCAGUUCUUCUGCCGCCAGCUGAGCAUCAACUUUACCCGCGACUCAAGGGGUAUUGACACCUCCCCCCGUUGUCCCGAAACUCCGAGCAACUCGGUCUGCUCCCUCGACCCCGAAGGCCGCGAAUAAAUUGGAUCUCCAGCAGUUACUGCCUCAAUUUACAUUUUAUUUCCCGGGGCCCUCUGUUUGUAAUUGCCCGGGAAAUGUCGCCCAAUUAGGGUUAUUGAGGUUCGGCGGCCCCAACGGCCCUUUUGUGGUGCCAAUAAUAAUUACAAAAUUCAACUCGAACGGAAAACGUGGCGGCCAUCGUUAAAGCCAGGCUAUCAUGGACUUUCCGGUUGCCUAAUCCGACUUUCGACGUCAGCCAAAUGUGCUCGCGUUCCCACCAGGAUAAGAUGGCUAAAUACGAAGCGGCAUCAGAUAAAAACAAAAGCAGAUUUGUCUUUCCCCAACCUCGCCAAAAAAACGAGGAAAUCCGCACCACACACUCGGAAAGAGAGUGGAGCUAAGCUGACUGCCUCGGGCUGAAGGCCAGCAGCCAAGGCUGAAAUCCUUAUCCUGCUCCAACUCCGAGUCCUGUCCCAGCUCCAUCUCCAAUCCCAGCUACUGCCCCCAUAUCCUUUUUGGAGGUUUUCGAAAUGCGUAAAAACUCAAUUGCUGCGCAUUUGACGGGGGGUUGGCGAUGCUCUGGGGCUCGGAGUCUGGAUCGACAUGGGUCCCGGGCUGAGUGAGAUGCUAGAUAACGCCGGGAUGGAAGGAAAACGAGGGGUAUGGUGAGGGGAAUGCGAAUGGUGCAAACGAAUUUAUUGGAGUCAUGUGCUAAUGCCAAUGCCGAAUUGCAAGGUUACAAGCGGGAAGCUAUUGCCAAUUUUACGACGAAUAUUCCAUACUCUGGUAAGGCUUCCAAUCUUAUAUGGUUUGUGGGAAACAUAACUAGAAAUAUCAAUGGUUUAUUACCAAUAUUAACAAUGAAAACUUUUAAUAUCACCUAGAGAACUGCUAAUAAAAUUUGAAUUACAUA